This is a messenger RNA of Populus trichocarpa (black cottonwood), 3615 nucleotides long. RefSeq lists its product as uncharacterized. Lineage: Eukaryota; Viridiplantae; Streptophyta; Magnoliopsida; Malpighiales; Salicaceae. Bases 275 to 3424 code for a protein of 1049 amino acids. Gene Ontology annotation, cellular component: cytoplasm; plasma membrane. The record is from RefSeq and is a predicted model, not a curated record. Gene Ontology annotation, molecular function: GTPase activator activity; myosin II binding; syntaxin binding. Gene Ontology annotation, biological process: regulation of exocytosis. The transcript has 24 exons.
GUCUCACCAAUGUUUACAAGUGGACAGCCUAAUCAGCCUCCCACGUGUCAUCAUCACAUCAAAUCAAAACCUUCUAAUUUUGUUAUUGUAGUUAUUGCUGUUAUUGGCUAUAAAAUAACCGCUCUCUCUGCCAAAGAAACUGAAAUCAACCGUCCUCUGCUCACUCGCUAGUAACGCAUAGGCAAAACUCUCUCUCUCUCUCUGUGUCUUUUCUGCUGAACCCAUUUCGACUAAAUCAACGCUGGUUCUUGAAGAAGAUUUGGAACUUGGAGUUAUGUUUGUCAAGAAGCUUGUGGAGAAGGCUUCAAUAAAGAAGCCUGGAGGGGCUUCUGAUGGCUUGAAACCCAGUGAUGUAGAACCACGAUUGGUAUUCCAUUAUGGGAUACCACAUGGAGCAACGAAGUUUGCAUAUGACACCAUUCAAAAGAUACUUGCCAUCUCUACGCAAGAUGGAAGAAUCAAAUUGUUUGGAAGAGAUAACACUCAAGCUCUGCUUGAAUCUCCUGAGGCAGUACCAAGCAAGUUUUUACAGUUCAUUCAAAACAAAGGGAUCCUUGUAAAUGUAACAUCCAAGAACCAAAUUGAGGUUUGGGAUUUAGACAGCAAAGUGUUGUCUAAUGUACAUGUAUUUAAAGAAGACAUCACCUCAUUUACAGUUAUGCAAAGUAAUCUGUACAUUUACGUUGGAGAUUAUCUUGGUAAUGUCAAGGUUUUGAAGCUUGAUCAAGAAUCAUGUCACUUUGAACUAAUGAAAUACACCAUACCCCUAUCUGCUUCUCACGGGAGUCCAGCUGAAGUUUCUGGUGAUACUGCUGUAUUGCACACACUGCCCCAACCAGCUGCUGAAAGCAAGAGAGUUCUUAUAGUAUUUAGAGAUGGCCUGCUUGCAUUGUGGGAUAUUCGAGAGAGUAAAUCCAUCUUCACAACAGGUGGAGGUUUGCUGCAAUCACAACAUCACGAAAUGAAGAAAGUAACCUCUGCAUGCUGGGCAUGCCCUUUUGCAAGUAAAGUUGCUGUUGGGUACAGUAAUGGAGAGAUUUUUAUCUGGAGCAUCCCAGCUAUCACAAAUUCAAGAACCGAGUUAAACUUAGAUAGGGCCACACAAAAUGCUCCUAUAUUGAAACUUAAUCUUGGAUAUAAGGUGGAUAAGAUUCCUAUAGCAUUAUUGAAAUGGCUUUAUGCAGAUGGGAAGGCAAGUCGACUCUAUGUUAUGGGUGCCUCUGACCUUGCAUCUACAAACAAUUUGCAGGUAGUCUUAUUGAACGAGCAUAUUGAAACUCGCAUGAUCAAGUUGGGGCUUUAUUUGCCUGAGCCCUGUAUUGACAUCGAGAUCAUUUCUAGCUCGUUUGAUCAAAGCAAGCAUAAACAGGAUAUUCUUGUCCUGAUUGGAAAAUCAGGGCACAUUUAUGUCUACGAUGAUUGUUUGAUUGAGAAGUAUCUUCUACAAUCCCAAUCCAAAAGUUCACCCUCACUGCCAAAGGAGGUCAUGGUGAAGAUGCCAUUUGCUGACUCAAGCAUCACUGUGGCAAAGUUCAUCACAAAUACCCCAAAUUUGUUGACUUAUGGAGAUGAGGAUUACAUUCGGUUGGCUAAAAACAUUCCAUCACCUUUUCCUUUUGAGCCAAGACCCAAGGAUGGCACUCAUUCAUUCCAGUUUAAUGGAUUUACAAAGGUUAAAAACCUGUACAUAACUGGACACAGUGAUGGAGCCAUAAAUUUUUGGGAUGUGUCUUGUCCAUUUCCCAUCCCAAUGCUAUCACUUAAGCAACAGAGCGAAGAUGAUUUUUCUUUAAGUGGUAUAGCACUGACAACAUUGUAUUUUCACACCGAUUCCCGACUUCUUAUCUCAGGGGAUCAGAGUGGAAUGGUUCGCAUCUUUAAAUUUAAACCUGAGCCAUAUGCUGAGAACAGUUUUAUGUCUUUCCAAGGAAGUUUGAAAAAGGGAAGCAAUUACGUCCAUAGUGUUAAACUUAUGAAAGUGAAUGGUUCUGUGCUAUCUAUCAACAUAAGCCCAAGCUUGGUACAUCUUGCUGUUGGGUCUGAUCAAGGAUAUGUUUCAGUUUUUGAUAUUGAAGGGCCAACACUACUAUAUCAAGAACACAUUGCAAGUGAAAUAUCCACUGGCAUCAUCUCUCUGCAGUUUGAUACCUGCUUUCUUCAUGGAUUUGAGAAAAAUAUUUUAGUAGUGGCGACAAAGGAUUCUUCAGUUUUGGCACUUGAUGCUGACACUGGUAACUUGCUGAGUUCCAGUAGUGUUCAUCCAAAGAAACCUUAUAGAGCUCUAUUUAUGCAGAUUCUAGAUGGGCAGGACAUGUUAGCUAGAGGAUCUAAAAUGUCAAAUAAUCAAGACCCUAGUAAAAGAAAAUCUGAUGAGGAUGGACCAAAGCAGUCUUCCCUGCUGAUAUGCUCUGAGAAAGCAGUGUAUGUCUAUUCAUUAAAUCAUGUUGCUCAGGGUAUCAAGAAGGUUCUUUACAAGAAGAAGUUCCAAUCUUCUUCUUGUUGCUGGGCUUCAACAUUCUGUGGUGCAUCUGAUGCUGGCCUUGCACUUCUUCUCUCAACUGGAAAAAUUGAAAUAAGAUCCCUGCCAGAGCUGUCGUUGAUAAGAGAAUCUUCAAUCAGAGGUUUCACAUAUUCUGCACCAAAGCUGAACUCUUUCUCUGCCAGAUCGAUAUGCUGUUCAUGGGAUGGGGAACUUAUUAUGAUGAAUGGUGAUCAGGAAAUGUUUAUCGUGUCUGUGUUGUUUCAAAAGGAAAACUUCAGGCCUGUUGAUUUUGUCAGUCAAGUCUACAGAAAAGAACUGAUGUUUUCACAAGAAGGGCUUCCCACUGGAUCUAUCAUCCAAAAGGAAAAGAAAAGGGGAAUAUUUAGUUCAGUAAUGAAAGGAAGUAAGCCAAAGCAAGUUCCUGAGGUGGAAACUGAGGAUACGAGAGAAAGUAUUGAAGAACUCUCAAAAAUCUUUUCAACUGUCAACUUUGAGUGUCAUCAUGAUGAGAAUAAAGAUAGCAUGGCUAUGGAUGAUGAUGGGAUUGACUUGGACAUAGAUGACAUCGAUCUAGACGAUCCUGUAGAGAAAACCAAAGAUCAGAACCUGUUGGCAGCUCUUAACAAGAAGAAAUUGGCGAGCAAGUUUCAGGCUUUUACAGGUAGAAUAAAACAGAUGAAUGUUAAGAAUGAGAAAAAUAUCAAGGAAGAGGUAAAGGAUGAGAAGACUGGUGCAGUCGAUCAAAUCAAGAAGAAAUAUGGCUUUUCUUUGUCUGGUGAAUCAAGUGCUGCUAAAAUAGCCCAAAACAAGUUGCAUGAGAAUAUAAGAAAGUUGCAGGGAAUCAAUCUAAGAGCUACUGAAAUGCAAGAAACAGCCAGUUCAUUCUCUGCAAUGGCAAAAGAGGUCCUGCGAAUUUCAGAAAAGGAUAAACAAAGCUCAUAAACCGUCUCGGAUUGUUUGCAAGAAGUAUAUAACAAUACACAUCCAUUGCUUUGUUUCUUUUUUCCUUCAUUUCUUCCAACCUUUUCGGUUCUGUAUAUUCAACUCUAUAGUUUGCAGUGUUUUGAAGGUAUUGAUUUGAACAGUUGUGUAAAGGGGUUCUGUUCUGAUUCCAAUAUAAGCACUUUGUAAAA